AUGACCGCACAAACUCACAGUGGACUCAGCAAAGAAACGAUCAAGAAGGGGCGUUGGGUACCCAAUUCAAGAGUGUUCCAAACACAUUACACCAUUGGCAUCGACGACGUGUACACCAAGGCAUCCUGCUCCAAAGACAAGCGCACCUACGACAAAUUCCUACGCGAUAUGGCAUCGAACAUGGCUUCCUCUUCAUUGACAAAUAAGCAACCUCCGAAUGGAGUCCAUUGUGCUCUGGACGAGGAACGUAGUCCUCCAGAGUCUAUGGACAGAAGGAGGUUGCUUAGUAUCCCACCUCACUUCCCGCCACACUCAGCACCUCCUCUCGGAUGCCGCAUUUUCCCCUCAAGCGCAUAUAGUUAUGGGUUUACAGGCCGGGGGGGGGGGGGGGGGGGGGGGGGGGGGGGGGCGGAUGAGAAAGGCAUACAGACGGAUGGUAUCUACAAUGUCUUUCAGCAUGACCGCUGGCUCAGCUCACCGGAUAUGUUCAUCGCCGCACCGCCCAAAUCUCGCCCUUUUGUUGAUCUUGAUGCGUUCUCUGAGGGCCUCCAUUCCGACUGCGACGCUCUCAUGUCACAGACAAGGAAAACCACCCGUCAUCUUCCAAAAGCAACUCGGAGAACUACGAAGGAGCCGUCUCACGCAUGCAUGAUCAUCUUGUCCAUACCUUUCACGGGCUGGUCCACAUGGACUUCGAUAUUAUCCACUCGGAAGAAGUCCUCAAGGCGACAAAGCAUGGAUCAAGGAAGAUUGGUUUCUACAAGCUUUGGCAACCCGGGCUGCCCCCUUCUAGUUUCUGAGGGCGUAACACCUCAUGAUGGUUCAGAAGUUGUGCGAUGCACGACUGCACUCCAAAAAGCAGGUUCCAGAAAUUCGUCCCGCACCAACGGCGUUCACGCGUUGCCCUUGUCUGUGCUGCGGUCUGCGUCGAAAACGAGGAAGCUCAGUUUUUUUGGGGAGCGGAAAAUGGAGUGUCGCGUGGAUAGUGUCAGUUGCUGUCAAAGUGAGGGUGGGCCCGAGAGCGACACGCCCCUGCGAAACGUGCAGUAUGUCGGCGGUGAGUACUCACUGGCUGGUUUGCUGGAUCUGGUCGAAAGUGGGACUUUUGAAGUAGCCUCGAGUUCCCGCCUCAUCGACGACGUAGCAGUUCUCAUACGCAAGCCACUGCCGAACGCUAUAAAUGUCCUCCAGCACGGCGGCCCCAGCUCGUCCUCCUCUCUCCGUCUUCACAGCCGCACUUCGCUCUAUACGCACAUGGAGUGGGUCCCGGAUAGCUCUCCUUACCUCCCUUGCAGCCGUGUUCGUAAUCUCCGCGAUCGCGGCCAGCCGGACAGGGAGGGGUUUCUCGCCAUUCAAGCGCGGCAAGGGAAGGACGGGGAAAGGGGCGAAGCCAGUGAGGAAAAAGAGCAGAGGACCAUUGCUUGGACCGCUGUCGGCUAG
This is a messenger RNA of Fimicolochytrium jonesii, 1440 nucleotides long. RefSeq lists its product as uncharacterized. Lineage: Eukaryota; Fungi; Chytridiomycota; Chytridiomycetes; Spizellomycetales; Powellomycetaceae. The transcript has 3 exons. The coding region runs from base 1 to 1440 and encodes 479 amino acids. The record is from RefSeq and is a predicted model, not a curated record.